AUGUCAACCGUGGGGUUGACCGUCAAUGUAAUCAUUGCAAAUAAACACUAUUACUGGGAUCGCCAUGUCUGGGACGUUCCCAUCACCGCUUUUACUGGCGUGCUCAAGGUUGCCUUCUCUGCAAAGCUUAUCUUCGUCUACGCUUCCACCUUCACUCGCCAAUCACUAUUGUGCUUUUACUACCGCCUCGUCGCCGAUUCAGGCAUCAAGUGGUUCGGCUGGGCCUUGCACGCAACGGUCUUCCUCAACGUAGCAGCCGUCAUCACCUUCACCUGUCUCGGUAUCUGGCAAUGCAACCCCAUCAGCGCCUACUGGACCUUGUCUCCGCCGGCCGGAGCUUACUGCCUCGAUGAGGGCAAAACAGUGCUCGGCAUCGGCAUAGUCAACUGCUUCAUAGACCUCCUCGUCACGGUGCUCCCCAUCCCGCUCGUCCGCAAACUGCAAAUGCCGCUCCAACAGCGCAUCGGCAUCAUAAUCCUCCUGAGCAUGGGCCUACUCGUCGUUGUCGCAGGUGUCGUCCGCACCUACUACAUCUGGAAAGGCCUGAUCGCAAGCUACGACGAAACGUGGUAUACUUUCCCCUUGUGGAUCGCCGCGGCCGUCGAGAUCAACUUGGGCGUGAUCUGCGCAUGCAUGCCCGCCCUCCGCCCCUUCAUCAAGCGCUGUGUCGCCCCGGCCUUUUCCAGCGUCAGCAGCCGCAUAUCAAGUCUUAUCUCCGGCAGUAGCACGACACCUGAAAACAGCACGGUACAGAACUCUCGCCACAGCCGCGGACACGGCUCGUACCAGAAGUUCCGAAACAACAGAAAGACCAACGACCCCACGUCGAACUCCUCCGCCGACACCAGCACGCUCAAGGAAAUGGGCAGAGCCAAGCACCCGCACAUCACCCAUCACCACCACACAACCAGCAUCGACGCCGACAACCACGACCACGACCACCACGACAACGACAACGACGACGAAGUCUCCUUCCUCCCCCACCCGCACGCCCGCGACAUCGCGUACAACGUCACCCCGCGCCUACCACCGCCGCCCCCGCGUUCGCCGCUGCAGAUCACGUACCGCCAGUCCUUCGAGCUCGUCUCGCUGGACCGCCGCCAGGAGAGGAGAGACGGUUUCUCACCGCCGCGGUCGCCGCAACGGCAACAACGACAGCAGGAAGAGCAGCAGUUGGAAUUGGAUCCGAGGGGGAGACUAGAGGGCAGUGCGGCGUUUGGGUGCGAGACGAGGGUCUCGUCGCGGCAUGGGGUGAGUGGGGAUGAGGAGGAGGAGGUGGAGGAGAGGUACGAUGACGACGUGGAGGGCGGGAGGAGGAGGCGGAGGCGGAGUGGGUUUUUGGGGCUGCCGGGGCUGGGGGUGGGGCGGGGGAGAGGGUGGGGACGAUCCCGUUGA
Molecule: messenger RNA, 1395 nt
Organism: Lasiodiplodia theobromae
Lineage: Eukaryota; Fungi; Ascomycota; Dothideomycetes; Botryosphaeriales; Botryosphaeriaceae
Product: Integral membrane protein
Exons: 4
Coding region: 1-1395 (464 amino acids)
Source: RefSeq, a predicted model, not a curated record